UGGUCGAUUCAAGGCUAUCCCAUCUAUCCCCCGUGUAUCAUUAGACAACCCUGCGGUUGUCAUGCUUAUGUUUGACUUUGGCUCCUACACGCACUACAGAACCGAAACCCAAAGAAGACCAUGAAUCCCCCAAGCACGGCAAAUGCGCCGUAGCAUCCCUUACCCGAUUGCCCAUUGCUUAUCACUUCUCUCAGGCUCACGAGUCAUGUCAUCUCGCUGUCUCAAGGGAACAAACGACCAUGACUCGCGUGCCACUGUUUUCUUUUCUUUUCUUUUCUUUCUCUUCUUCAAUUCACAUGCUUUCUAUCCCACACACCCCCCAUUCUGUUCUUCCCCUCCCCCUUUGUCCCUUCUUUCAUUAUUAACCUAUAGAUAUUACUGCUGAUUCGGUCCCCCUCACCAAGUGCUGGAGGGCUG
This is a messenger RNA of Aspergillus piperis CBS 112811, 417 nucleotides long. RefSeq lists its product as uncharacterized. The transcript has a single exon. NCBI's taxonomy places the organism in Eukaryota, Fungi, Ascomycota, Eurotiomycetes, Eurotiales, Aspergillaceae. The record is from RefSeq and is a predicted model, not a curated record. Bases 143 to 385 code for a protein of 80 amino acids.